Molecule: messenger RNA, 1033 nt
Organism: Pseudophryne corroboree (corroboree frog)
Lineage: Eukaryota; Metazoa; Chordata; Amphibia; Anura; Myobatrachidae
Gene: RMI2
Product: RecQ mediated genome instability 2
Exons: 2
Coding region: 248-703 (151 amino acids)
Biological process (GO): DNA repair; negative regulation of double-strand break repair via homologous recombination; regulation of sister chromatid segregation
Cellular component (GO): cytosol; nuclear speck
Source: RefSeq, a predicted model, not a curated record
GGCCCUGCACUACCAUAAAAAAUAUAAUUUACUUUUGCCAAGACGUUUCUUAGUUACUCUGCAACGAGUACUAUAAAGGAACAUAGACACAACCCUAUUGACUAUACUAGCCUUGUCUCCGGAUAAAUGGCCGCCACAGUAGAGGGAGUCACGUUGUAGUUAUUACUUUGGGCUCUUGUAACUGUUCAUACUGACUGCGGUAAAUUUGAGAAAUAGCUGCGCCGGCAGCGAUAUAUAUAAUAACCCUAUGGACGAGAUGAGGAGCUCAUCCAGCGGCUCCAGCUUUACAUCCCCGCCGGUGAAGAUGCUGGCAGCGCGUUUGAGGGAGUGUAAGAAGCGGCCGGGUGCUCCGCCUUCCUUCUGGCUGGAAAGGUCGCCCGGCCGCGGCGAGCUGGAGGUCAGCAUUGUGUGGAUGCAGGGCCGAGUGAUAGAGGUGCGGCCGGAGCGCGGUACUACGCUACGCCUGAGUGACGACACUCACACCUUCACCGUGUGCGGGGCCGACAAGGUGCCCAAGGGCAAGCCCUGCCUACAGCAAGGUAAAUAUGUCAUGGUGAUGGGCUUUGUUUUGUCUUGCCACCCAGAACCCAUUUUGCGUGCUGUGAAAAUCACUGAUCUGUCUGACAACCCUGUACACCGCAGCAUGUGGAAACUAGAGGUAGAAGAUUUGCACAUGAACAUUAAAGCGACCCAACAUGUCUGAUUUGGAACUUGGUUACAUCUAAGAUAUCUGUUGCGAUUGGAAACUUGGUUACAUCUAAGAUAUCUGUUGCGAUUGUGACUUUAAAGACUAAAAUCACAAAAACCAUUCAUCUUGAUGCCAAAUAUAGACUACUUAAAGACUCUCUUCUUUCUGGGAGAAGAUUAUGUUUUGUGUAUCUUAGAUAUGGUUUUCAUUUGGAGGGUUUUUCAAUAUGCCCUGGAAUUUAAGAUUAUGCGCUGCUUAUAAAUGAAGUCUGUCUUUGCUAAUGUAUAUAUUUUGUAUUAUUGUACUUCUUAUCUUUGAUUUAUCUAUUAAAUAUAAUAUAAAUUA